Molecule: messenger RNA, 5065 nt
Organism: Dermacentor andersoni
Lineage: Eukaryota; Metazoa; Arthropoda; Arachnida; Ixodida; Ixodidae
Product: TBC1 domain family member 25-like
Biological process (GO): activation of GTPase activity; regulation of autophagosome maturation
Cellular component (GO): autophagosome
Molecular function (GO): GTPase activator activity
Source: RefSeq, a predicted model, not a curated record
UUAAGUAGUAGUAGUUCAAACGACGGCCGCUUCCCGUUGGUUCACCGAAUUAUCCGGCAGGCACAGAAGUCUAUGGUUAUUCUGUGGCUGUAUACGAGUUAUGGGUGUUCGGUGCUACGGCUUACGGUUAUGAGCCGCCUGCCGUCGUGUUUCGGCUGUGCGCGUAAUGUGCGCGGUGCGCAUCGCGGUUCCCUGCUUUCCAGACAGCGCAUGUGGGGAGUUCUUGUGAGAGAACCUCGCACUGCGACGUCACCAUGUCCGGAGUGAUGGGAUUCCACGCACGCGAAGCCAUCCGCGUCAAUGCGAAGAAAUGUGGGCGAGGUGAAGGCUCCACCGAGCAGCGCAAGUUCAGCCUAGACCCGCAGAUCACAUCUUUUGAGGUACUGCAGAGCCUCCUGGCCAGAGCAUUUGACAUCCAAGGGGAGUUCACGGUGAGCUACCUGGCUCGUGAUGACGAGGGCGGCGAUGCGUACCUGGGCCUGCUCUCCGACUGGGACCUGGAUGCUGCCUUCCUUAGCUCUUCCGAGCCCUGCCUCAAGCUGCGCAUCGAGCCCAAGCCGUACGACAAGAGCCUUGCGGAAUGGGACGUGGUCACUCCUGGCGACAUGGCCAAGGCACCGCCAAAGCCGUCGCUCACUGGCACUCUCCUCAGCCAGAUGGAGAAGACACUGAGCCGGUUCCAGAGGGUGCUCAGCCUGGCUGCCCUGCAAGAGUCUGCUGCUGGUGACUGCACGCCGCCCCCGCUUGGAGACCGCGAGUUUCGCGCCUGCCUGGAUGGGGAGGGACGGUUGCUGAAGCCUCGUGAACUGCGGCUCGCCAUUUACAAGGGUGGAGUCGAGCCAUCGCUUCGGAAGGUGGUGUGGAAGCACAUCUUGAACGUGUACCCUGAUGGGCUGACGGGCCGACAGCGGCUAGCGUACAUGCGUCGCAAGAGCGACCAGUACGUGCAGCUGCGCACCGCUUGGAAGGCACUGCUAGACAAGCCGGACUACAGCGGCGAUAUCCAGCUGGUGACAAACAUGGUGCGCAAGGACGUACUACGGACCGACCGCACAAACCCAUUCUACGCGGGCGGGGACGACAACCCCAACGUUGUCUCGCUAUUCAACUUGCUCACCACAUUUGCCCUCAACCACCCGACACUCUCAUACUGCCAAGGCAUGAGUGACCUGGCCUCCCCUCUGCUGGUGGUGAUGCGUGACGAGCCACAUGCGUACGUGUGCUUCUGUGCACUCAUGCGGCGCCUGGCACCCAACUUCAACUUGGAUGGAGAGGCGAUGACACUCAAGUUCCAGCAUUUGUCUGACCUCGUUGAGCACUUUGACCCAGCGUUCUUCAGGUACCUUGAGGAACGCGGCGCCCAGGACCUGCUCUUUUGCUACCGUUGGCUGUUGUUGGAGCUGAAGCGCGAGUUCGCCUUUGACGAUGCGCUUCGCAUGCUUGAGGUGCUGUGGAGCUCCUUGCCGCCAUCACCACCAGAGGGCGAGUUGCCAUUGUUUGAGCGACCCUACCAGAUGGAUGGUGUGGGCCCGCCGCCGCCACGCGUAGUAUCCGCUAACCCGUACAGCAAAGUGCGUGCCAUUCGGCGCCAGAGCUCACCUGUGGUGCGCGGAGAGCCGAGCAGCGAUGACGAGGACGAGGCAUAUGAGCGUGACCUGGACGGUGGUUGGUGCAAUGGCGGUGGCUCCGACUCCGACGACAAGCCGUCGAAUCACACGAGUGAGGGCUACGUGUCCGAGGGCGCAUCGUCUCGCGAGGCUUCCACUGACGACUCCUCGGGAAUUGUGCCGUGGACCGCUAAGCCCAAGACAUUACCACGGCCGCAAGAACUUGGCGGCGGCAACCCCUUUAUGAUGUUCUUGUGCCUGACGCUGCUUAUGCAACAUCGUGACGUGAUCAUGCGCAAUGGCAUGGACUACAACGAGCUGGCCAUGCACUUUGACAAAAUGGUGCGCCGACACCGGCUGCAGAAAGUGCUUCAGCAGACCAGGGCUCUGUACACUGACUACCUGCGCCUCGGUUGGGACGAACAUGUGUGAUUUCAUCAUUGUAAAACUAGUCUGUGUGUUCCAUGUCAGUGCAGGGCUGCCAAUGCACCCUGACUCACUCUUGACCCGGUGAUGAGACUGUCGUCGUUGGGCGCAGCCAUGACAUGUCGAAUCUGUGAUACCGAGUGCGCAAUUACAGUCGCACGUCGUUACCUUCGCUAAUAACUCGACUUGUGUAAAUUGUAUUGUUUAUGUGAAAACUCGCUGUUCGCAUAUCGACUGGGCAGAAACACACGAAGCCCAAAUAUUUUUGUCUGGACAUCGUCGGUAUGAACACAACCAACUCUACACAACUUACACAAGCCAGAAGUCCUGCACAUAUUGGCUGUGAGACAAUAGCCAUGUCUGUUUUGCAGCAACAAAUAGCUGAGAGAAUAACAAAACAGUUCAGAUUGAUUGAAAGUUGUUGAUUUUUUGUUCUAUCAUUGUUCUUUUUUUAUAGGUUCUGUCAGGAUUUGCUAUUACAGAUAGCUUGCUUUGCUCCAGAACCUAAUAACGAGAGAACGAGCAGGACUGUACCUCCAUCACCAUCUUCUGUUUUAACGGGAAGCAGUCUUUCCUUUUCAAGUCACUUUGCAGUUGGUAGGUUCCUGUCUCACUUCAUGUGGGGCCUCUUCAAUGAAAUGUCAAGCGGUUGGGUUUAAACAAGGAUACCCCAUAGCCACAUACUCUAUCCAUUAGGCUGCAGACAUAGAGCGAGCAAACUAUCAACUGGGUUUAUUUGCGUCAAGUCUGCAUAUAUAGGCAGUGUUCACAGGUGACAAAAAAAAAGGAAGGGGGGAACGAGGAGAAGAGGGCAAAUCAAGCCUGCCUCAUGUCAACACAAGCUGCGCAGGAAAUUGUGUUCAGCAUGAUAUAAGGCAGCAGAAGUGUCACUUACAUAGUCAUCGCCCUUUGUGGGCCAAACAGGGCGCUGCGUGAAUGAACGUGCAAGAGAGCAUGCAUUGUCAAUUCAGAAAAGAGAAGGAGCGCACUUGCCCGCUCAUUACAUUGCAUGUAAAGAAUGGAGACCACUGUUCAACAAAAUUAAGAUUCGAGGCAGAAGCAAGAAUAAAACAGCCUGUGAGCUUUUAGAAGCUUUUUAAAUCAAGGAAAAGGACGAUGACUGUGUAAGUGGCACUUCUGUUGCGUUAUAUCUCACUGAACGCAAUUUCCUGCACAGCUUUUGUUGAUAUGAGGCAGGCUUGAUUUGCCCUCUCCUCCUUCUUCCCCCCUUACAUUUUUUGUCACGUGUGAACACUGCCUAUAUAUGCAGAUUCGACACAUUUAAACCCAGUUGAUAGCUUGCGGUCUUUUAAUCUAACUCGUUCUUUUUUUUUUUUCCUGUGUUCAUUCUUUCUUAGGCGCAACUCUUCCUAAAACAUAGCCUUGCACCAACUCACCCAGCAAAAAGUUAUUCUAAACUGUUACCGCUUUAAUGGAUUGGCAUGUGCAUCACGUUGCAGACUUAAAAUAGCAGCACAUAAGUGGCACACUGAGCAAGCAUCAGGUCAUCGACAAAUUUAGUCACUGUCAUGUUGUUUUCCGGCCGCCACACAAACGGUCUCUUCACCCACACAGUUGCUUGCCUUACAGUUUAUAUUGUGCCGUCUGGUAAGAGAUGGUAGUACCCCAGACACGGCUAGAUGCUAGCUACUAGCAAAAUGCUUCGCAUAAUAUUCUUUCUCACAGUGCAUCAGACGUUUUUAUUUAUUUAUUCAUACCUCAAAUACCCAAUUUGGGGUUUUAUGUGAUGGGUGGGCAUAUCUCGGUCAUAUCUUCAAUGAAUGCCUUGAGCGAUGAAUGACUGAGUGGUGCACCACUUCAGCAGGUAGAUGAUUCCAGUCUUUUGCUAUUUGAAUGAAGAAAGAGUUAAGAUGAGCAGUGGUGCGAGCUGGAGGGGGAUAAACAGCCUUUGAAUGGCUAUGAUGGGAAUCAAUCCAUCUUGAUUGUAGCUUGCUUAAGUGGAUUGAAUGUUUCUUGCAGAAUAGAACACGGUACAUUUCUGUUAAUGAUCAUGACUCUAAAUCAUGCAAUGUAACAUCCAUUGUUCCUCUGGGGUCAGCCCUUGGGCCUCUUCAUUUCCUAAUUUAUAUUAAUGACCUGCCUGAUUCUGUUACUUCUAACAUAAGGCCCUUUGCAGACGACUGCAUUCCGUACCGCGUAAUUUCUAAUGAGUCUGACUUCUCCGUUUUUUCAAUCUGACCUAAAUAAAAUUUCUUCUUGGUCUAAUACAUGGCUUAUGAAACUAAACAUUGACAAAUGUAAAGCAAUGAGGGUGUCUCGAAAGAUUAACCAGUCUAUUUCUCAGGGCUAUGAUCUUAACCGUUGCCCUCUUCAGUUCAUCGACAGCUACAAGUAUCUAGGCAUCCAUAUCACUAAAAACCUGUCAUGGCAGAAACAUAUCCACCAUGGUAUUAACAAAGCUAACAGUUCCCUUGGUUUUCUUCGGCAGGAUUUCCGCCUCGCUCCCAUUCCAUUGAAACGACUAACUAUAUAAAACACUCGUGCAUUCUAAACUCGAGUACGCUUCACCAAUAUGGGACCCGUACACUAGCUCGUUAACACAGUCGUUAGAAUCGGUUCAAAACUGCUCAUUUAGGUUUAUCCUCUCUAACUACUAUCGCUUAGCCAGCAUUUCUCGCAUGAAGCAAAAGCUUGACCUACCUCUCCUUUCUACUAGACGUCAAAUUUCCUGCUUAUGCCUGUUUCAUAAAAUAUACUACACUAAUAAUGACCUAAAUAUGACACUUUUUUCGCCUCCGAGCCAUUGGUCAUUCCGUAUUGAUCGUCGAAUGAAGGUUGAGGUGCCUCAGUGUAAAAGCAAUGUUUACCUCAAAGCCUUCAUCCCGAAAACAAGUCAAGACUGGAAUCGCCUUCCCGCCUCCGUCGUCACUAUAACAAAUCAUGAUGCGUUCAAGUCAGCUAUCUGUGACCAUGUGCUGCCUCAUUAGCCACUUUUUUUUUCUUUUUCUGUUGCCACUCCUCUCUGUAAUACCUGUACGGCUGUGAGAGUAAAUAAAUGAAAUGAAGUGUGA